AAGGAAGGUUACAGCUUAAUGUCAAUAUGUAAGGUUAUAACGUUGUAACUUAAAUAUUUCAGUUUCACUUUUUAUAUGGAUGCUGUAUUAAUACGUGGACCGAUGUAAAUUAAUCGAAAGAUGUGUAAAGAAGGUUUUUGAUUAAUCUUUUCAAUGUAAAUUAGAAUGCUGCAAUUUUGGAGAAAAGAUAAACAAAAGUCACCUCAUUCAUCUCCUGUAAAGAUUCAUAAUGGAAAUGUUCAAUCUUUCGUGGACCAAGAAUUUGUGACAUCUAUUGGGCCAUUGUCACAUUUUACUUGUGAACAAAAUCAGAGCCUUCCUUGUGAACCCAAAUCAAGAUUAUCUCUAAACUUGGAAGAUGUUUUUAAUAAUAAGGUGGCCUUAUCUUAUUUUAGUCAGUAUAUGGAAGCCCAUGGAUAUGGAAAUGUCCUUAGCCUGUUAUUAGAAGUUGAAAGCAUUCCAUUUAGAAUUUCCAAUGGGAUUCCUAAACAAACACAAAGUGCAGCAAGUUCACCAUCAAAAUCAUCUUCAAAGAGUGUUGAUCCUUAUGUCCAGAAAAGUGUAAAUGAACAUAACAGUCCUAAAAGGAUAUUUACUCAGUACCUGUGUGAUGAUUCCCCAUUCAGGGUUCGCUUACCAGAAGAAUUAAGGAUGGAAGUACAAUCUGCUUAUUGUAGUCCAGAUUUUGAUUAUUACAGUUUUGAUAAUUUGAGAGAAUAUCUACUCCAACUCAUCAAAAAAGAAGUUUGGGUAGAUUUUCUACACAGUGACUGUUACUGCAAAUACCAAAUAGAAAUAAUGACUAGUGGUAAAAUGACUCUUAGCGAUGUAUUAUACAGUGAUGCUUGUUUGAACGGUUUUAUUGAGUUUUUGGAGCAGGAGAGAUGUGAAUGCGUCAUUGAGUUUUGGUUAGCAGCCACUAAUUUCGAAAGGCAGUAUAGCUCAAAAAAGGAGCCAGUGGAUACUACUCAGAUACAAAAUGAUGCAAUACUUAUUUAUGAUAAGUAUCUUUCUCUUCAGGCUACAUCUCCUCUGGGCAUAAACGAUAAAGUGAGAUUUGCUGUAGAAGAAGGAAUCUGUGGGGAGACAGAAACUGCUCCUAAUUGCCUGACCCCUGCUGUGUGUUUAGUUGAAGAUUUUUUACGAACUGUAUAUUUGAGGCUUUUUCUCUCUUCUCAUCAGUACUUGUCGCUCCUCUCUGAUGUGAUGUCUUCUUCUCAGCCUCGUUCAUCAUCUCCUGCUUCAUCGGUUACUGAUGGUGGUUUUGACUCUAGUCUUCCAUGUGAGCCUGAUCUACUAUGGAGGCGAAGGAAACAGAACAGUGGACUGAGUUUUGGAAGAAUUGACCAACUUGGAAGAUAUGAAACAGAUAUCGAGCCUGAGCCAGAUAAGAAAUCUGAAUCUCGUAUCAGCCGUGUUGUGAAACUCAUUUUGAAUAAAGAUGAGCAUAAGGCACAAGAAGAAAUGGCUUGGAGAGUUGCUGAAAUGAUCGUAAAAGACAUAACGAGUAUUACAAUGGGAACUUCUCAAUCCGAUGAAGAUUUAUAGCUAGUGAUUCUUAGUGCUGUUAUAUUGUUCUUUAUCAUCUAGUCAGUAGAUAAGUACUCUCUAUAUCCAUUAAUGUCUAAGGUCUUGAUGGUGGAUUUUAUUUUAACCUCGUCCAGGUUAUUUUAACCUGGUGGGUAUUUAUGAAAAUUAGAAAUAUAAGCAUAAUGACAGGGUGGAUGUUAUUAGCAAUGUUUCAACUUCAAAAAGAAAAAAAUUUUGGAACGUAAUUGAAAGUCUAUAUUUGAAGGUAUAUUCUUAUUUCUCAAUCUACUAAUCUACUUAAUAUUACUAAGUGUAUUUUCUGUGAUAACUGGAACGAGUAGUAGGCAUAGAUGCUGUGGAUAUUAAAAACAUCCAGUAGUUAAGUUUAUUAUCACAAACUGUUACUAAAUAAUGUAAUACAGUUACUUAGGAACCAAUGUCACAUGUCAUCUAAUUCAUAAUAAACGGAAAUGAAUGGAAAAGAGGGAUCUGAUAAAUUAGUAUAUGUAAAUACAAAUAUAUUUUACAACACAAAUAUUGGUGCUUUUAUGUUGUUCGUUAAAAUAUAGUUUACCAAGCUGUUGAAAUAUGUCUCAAAGACCCAGCAGUUUAUAUUUCCGUGCUUUAUGUUGACUAAUUUGUAUAUACGUCUAUAUUUUAUUGUAUUAAUAAACUUAUAUGAAUAAGUGUGUUUUAUCUAGAGUUAUCUAUUUAUAUCAAAAUAAAUAUUAAAUUGCAUAUUUUUGUAAAGAGGAGCAAUUGCAUUAUCUUGUAAGUAAAGUACUAUUAGGUUUAAUUUUAUAUUGUGUAAAUAUUUUAUCCUUUUUUUUUUC
This is a messenger RNA of Nezara viridula (southern green stink bug), 2363 nucleotides long. NCBI's taxonomy places the organism in Eukaryota, Metazoa, Arthropoda, Insecta, Hemiptera, Pentatomidae. The record is from the annotation of a GenBank genome assembly.